GAAUGGCCGCUAGAGGCACUGAUGGCACCGGUCUUUGAUGAUGAUGAGUGUUUUGAUUAGUGGAUGGAAGUAAGUGUUGGUCUCUAGUGUGGGUGAAUCGGGACCAUUGUUGUCAGCCGCCCUACCUGAUCCCGCCUCCCGGACCAUGGAUUCCGAAAGCGAAGAGCCGCAGCCUUAUCACCACCACCACCACCACCAUCAUCAUCAUCAGGCCGAAGACGAGGACGAAGAAGAGCAUGAAGAAGAUCCUGAAGAGCACGAGGAAUCAGCCGGCGGCGGCGGCGGCGGCGGCGGGGAUGCGGUUGGCGCCUUGGGCGGUCUGGGCCCGCCCGAACCCGAAGAGGACCCGGCCCUGAUUCGCGAGGCGUGCUUGAGCCGCUUCGCCACGGCGGAUUUCAUCAUGGAGCCGGAGAUCUUCAGCCAAUUGAAGACGUACUUUCAAACGGGCGGCAACCCCGAGCAAGUCAUCGAGUUGCUGAGCAAGAACUACCUGGCCGUGGCCCAGAUGGCCAACCUCAUGGCCGAGUGGCUCAUCCUGGCCGGGGCCGAGAUCACGGAUGUGCAACAACAGGUGGAGAACCACCUCCACGACAUGAUUCUCAAGACGUUUGACCCGAAGAAGGCCGACGCCAUCUUCAACGAGGAGGGCGAGACGCCCUCUUGGUUGGCCGAGCUGAUCGAGUAUCCCACUUGGCGAUCCUUGAUCUAUCGAUUGGCCGAGGAUUAUCCCGACUGCUUGAUGCUCAACUUCACCAUCAAGCUCAUCUCGGAUGCGGGCUUCCAAGGCGAAAUCACGUCCAUAUCCACGGCGGCCCAGCAAAUUGAGGUGUUUUCGCGCAUUCUCAAGACCUCCAUCACCAACUUUUUGACGGCCAGUGAGGAACGGGUCGACAAGUCCAUGGAAGAGUGCGCCAAAAUGGUGUGUCACGGCCAACACACCUAUGUGUACGCCCAGGUGCUCUUGUCUGUGUUGGCCCAUGAGAGCAAAGGCGGUCAUGUCAUCCGGCGAUUGCAGGAGGAGAUUCAAAAAGAGGCCCAGUUGGCCCAGCACGAUGUCACGCCCAUCACCAUGGCGUUGGUGGCCGGAUUUCAACACGCUCGAGCCGCCCAAGCCUUGAGUUCCAUGUUGUCCCGGAACGUGCUCAAUCCGGCCGAUAUCGUGGUCUUGUAUAAACUGUACAAUCACACGGAUCCACCGCCCGUGGAUCUGAUUCGCAUUCCUCAGUUCCUGGAACUCCUCAUCGAUGCUUUGUUCCGACCGGAGUCCAAAAUCAAUCAAGAGCACAAAUCCAAGUACAUUUUCCUGUUGGCGUAUGCUUCGAGUGUGUGCGACACCUGGAACUACAAACGGGGCGCCCGCAAGAAUCUGAACAAGGAGGAACUCAAGGGGACCACGCAAGCCGCGGAAAAGGUGCACAGUAUUUUAAGUGUGAGCAAAGGGGCCACGGAUCUCAUUGCCGAACUGGGUACCCUGUAUCAAUGCAUCAGGUUUCCCGUUGUCUCUGUGGGCAUUAUUCGAUGGGUGGAAUUCGUGGUGACCGAACCAACGUUCUUCUCGUUAUCAACCGAUUAUUGUCCAGUUCAGCUGGCUUUGUUAGACGAAGUGGUCACUUGUCAUCCAUUGCUCCAUAAUCAAGUCCUUCAGUUAUACAUCCGAUUAUUUGAACAGAGGUAUGACUCUUUGGAGAUCUUGGCACAGUUAGAAAUCAAGAAAAUGUUGAUUGAUCGCCUUGUAAACCUCCUAUCCCGAGGCUAUGUUCUGCCGGUCGUCAAGUAUAUCAAAGGCUGUUGGGAAAACACCGACACGGAUGUAUCCUUAAUCAGGUAUUUUGUCACCGAAGUUCUGGACACGAUUCAACCACCGUACAGCCCGGAAUUCGUGCAACUAUUCUUGCCAUUGGUGGAGAAUGAGGAAAUCAUUGGCGGAAUGCGUCGCGAUGGCGACGAAGACCCCGUUUCCGAAUUUGUUGUCCAUUGUCGAGCCAACUUUGUGGCCACUUGAGUGAAUAGAAUUUAGUCGAACAAAAUCUCUGA
This is a messenger RNA of Tigriopus californicus, 2034 nucleotides long. It is a transcript of the gene TH1, whose product is annotated as negative elongation factor D-like. Gene Ontology annotation, molecular function: RNA binding. NCBI's taxonomy places the organism in Eukaryota, Metazoa, Arthropoda, Copepoda, Harpacticoida, Harpacticidae. Gene Ontology annotation, biological process: negative regulation of transcription elongation by RNA polymerase II. Gene Ontology annotation, cellular component: nucleus; NELF complex. The record is from RefSeq and is a predicted model, not a curated record. The transcript has 5 exons. The coding region runs from base 146 to 2002 and encodes 618 amino acids.